Dentiscutata erythropus is the source of this 144-nucleotide messenger RNA. NCBI's taxonomy places the organism in Eukaryota, Fungi, Glomeromycota, Glomeromycetes, Diversisporales, Gigasporaceae. The record is from the annotation of a GenBank genome assembly.
AUGAAUACUGAUCAAUACAGAGAUAUUGAUGAAGAUCCUUCUGAUAUCAAAAAUAAAACUAGUAAUACUUGUGUUACAAAGAACUGUUCAAGGACUGAGGAUGGGACUGGACUGGACCAUAAUUGUUGUUUGUCUUCUUUCUGA